Cotesia congregata is the source of this 726-nucleotide messenger RNA. The record is from the annotation of a GenBank genome assembly. Lineage: Eukaryota; Metazoa; Arthropoda; Insecta; Hymenoptera; Braconidae.
AUGCCGGAAAUUACGACUAAUGGAGACCAUGAGAAGAUCAAUGGUGAGCAUCAGGAGCAAGAAGAGGAAAUAGAUCCUCAUUUCGAGCCAAUUAUUUCUUUGCCACUGAUUGAUGUGUCGAGCAACGAGGAGGAUGAAGUUGAGAUGCUUAAAUUACGUGCUAAGCUGUACCGUUAUGACUCAUCAAAUGAUCCACCAGAAUGGAAAGAAAGAGGUACCGGUGAUGUUAAAUUACUAAGACACAAAACCAAACAUACAGUACGAGUGGUAAUGCGACGAGAUAAAACGCUGAAAAUAUGCGCAAAUCAUUUUAUUACCCCUUGGAUGGAAUUGAAACCUAAUUGCGGUAGCGAUCGUGCCUGGGUUUGGAGUGUGUUAGCUGACUACGCUGAUGAAUUACUCAAGCCGGAAUUACUUGCCAUCAGAUUUGCUAAUGCCGAAAACGCUUCUCUUUGGAAAGAAACAUUUGAAAAAGCAAAAAAAAUAGUCGGCACUGAAUGCGAGAUCUACGCAGGAAAAAACAAUCCUGACGCUGAAGUUGACAGCGACAGUGAUUCGAGUUACAACGAAACGGAUGAGAGUGAUGCUGAGGAUAAAGCACCAGAGAAUCCAGAAAAAGAGAGCAAUGAAAAGGAAGCGACAAAUACAAAUAAAACAGACUCGAGUACUGAUCAAGUGACUGAACAACUCACAAAUCUUGAUGUCAAAGAUACUAAAGAGGAAUAG